GAAUGGAUUGAUUAAAAUAUUUACAUGUUUUUUCUUUAUAACUUCAUGGGUAUAAUUUAAAAUAAUCCAGUAGACUUAGUGCUUAAGACUACGGUUAUUACCAUCUGUUGUACAAUAAAAAAAAAUAAAAAAAAUCAACGGUCUCAUAAUUGCAUGGACAAGUAUAAUAAUAUUUAAUAUAGUAAAUGUGUAUCCUGGAAGGAAGGAAGUUUCGCGAGAAUUAUACGUUUGUCGUGUUAGCUUCCGUUGAGCAAUUGUUUUUAGUAAUGAAAAGUUAAAGGGCAGUUAAACUGCUUGAGUUGUUGCUGUUUAAUGUUAGUCUUCUUAGAUCUUUACUUUGAAGGAAACAAUGGCUAGCAUAUCUUCAGCCAUAAAACAUAUAAAACUUUUGGAUGGUGGAUUUGCAACAGAAUUAGUGAACCUUGGUUUUCAAUUAGAUGAUGAUCCUUUAUGGAGUUCUCGUGUACUGGCAACCAAUCCUCAGUCAAUUGUAGAGGUCCAUAAAAGUUACCUAAUGAGUGGAUCGGAUAUAAUCACAACUGCAAGUUAUCAGGCUAGUGUUGAAGGUUUUGAGAAAUACCUGAAUGCUUCUGUUGAAGAGGCUGAAAAGCUGAUAGGAUCAAGUGUUUCUUUAGCCAUCCAAGCUUGUGAAAACUUCUGGAGUCAGUAUCAUAUUCAGAUGGAACUGGCAGGGAAAACAAAACCCUUGGUGGCAGGAUCUGUUGGUCCUUAUGGUGCAGUUCUACAUGAUGGAUCGGAGUACACUGGCAAUUAUGUUGACAACAUGACAUUAGAGCAACUGAUGGCUUGGCAUCGUCCCAGGAUAAGAUGUUUAGUAGAAGCUGGCUGUGACAUCCUUGCUUUUGAAACCAUUCCUGCUGCUAAGGAAGGAAUUGCAUUAUUGAAGCUGCUCAAUGAAUUUCCUGAAGCAAAAGCUUGGCUGAGCUUUAGUUGUCAGGAUCCCCAUAAACUUGCUCAUCAGGAAAGUUUGGAAGCAUCUGUAAAGUCAUGUCUUGCUGUGGCACCACAACAUCAGCUUCUAGCUAUAGGGGUUAACUGUUGUCCACCACAGUAUGUUCAGUCUCUGUUGUCAGACAUCCAGUUAGUGCGACAAAAAUUACCACUUUUAGCUUAUCCAAAUAGUGGAGAAAAGUGGGAAGCUCAGAAAGGCUGGACAAGUAAGUGUGAAAGCCAGCCCAUACAUUACUUCUUAGAAGACUGGAUUGACUUGGGUGUUCAUUACAUUGGAGGUUGUUGUAGAACCACUCCAUAUCACAUCCGAAACAUUGCAGAAACUCUUCAGACACUAGCCAGCAAAACUUGAAAUAUUUCCAUGACUGUUGUAGUUAUUUGUGUAAAUUAAUAAUUAAAUUUAAUUCUUUUGUCUAAAGACAGUGAUGCAUUACUAAUAUAUUGCCAAUAAAUUGGCAUCAUCCCUAUUUUUGAACAGUGAGUGUAAGGUGAACUAAUAUGAAGUGGUAAUUAAUGCUGAUACUUAUUAUUGUAUUAAAAUAAGUUACAGAAACAGAUUUAUUAUCAAAAAUAGUGUUCACAACAGCAAUGGAUUUGUUUUUGUAGUUUUUAACAUGGAAAAUGUUAAGUGCAAAAAGAAUGAAGGUUUGAAUCUGUAUCUCCUGGAAAAGUAGGCAAUAAACUAAAAUAUGAACUGUA
Molecule: messenger RNA, 1671 nt
Organism: Limulus polyphemus (Atlantic horseshoe crab)
Lineage: Eukaryota; Metazoa; Arthropoda; Merostomata; Xiphosura; Limulidae
Product: homocysteine S-methyltransferase YbgG-like
Exons: 8
Coding region: 350-1324 (324 amino acids)
Biological process (GO): S-methylmethionine cycle
Molecular function (GO): zinc ion binding; S-adenosylmethionine-homocysteine S-methyltransferase activity
Source: RefSeq, a predicted model, not a curated record